Molecule: messenger RNA, 7679 nt
Organism: Acipenser ruthenus (sterlet)
Lineage: Eukaryota; Metazoa; Chordata; Actinopteri; Acipenseriformes; Acipenseridae
Product: beta-1,4 N-acetylgalactosaminyltransferase 1-like
Exons: 12
Coding region: 895-2523 (542 amino acids)
Biological process (GO): ganglioside biosynthetic process
Cellular component (GO): Golgi membrane
Molecular function (GO): hexosyltransferase activity
Source: RefSeq, a predicted model, not a curated record
UGUAGUGAACAGCACAGCAUAGCAUAGCAUAUUUCAUUUGAUUGAACCCACCCUAUAGUACCCUUCUGUUGUUUAGCAGGUAUGAGGAUUAAAAAAACAAAAAAACAAAACAGAAAAAAGGCAAGGAUUCUAGCAAAACACCAAAAUGGUUUCGAUCAUAAUGUAUCGCUUUGAAAAAUGAGAUCCUUUGUUCCAACUGUGUGGUGGUGGGCGUGAGCAUUUGCGGUGAGCAGUUCGUUUGAGACUGGACCCGAUACAUCCACUGAAAGCAGAAACAAAGCCGGGGACUCUUACUUGAGGAAAAAAAAACAUGACCAGGGAGGGUGUGUGAACGGUGCAUAUUAAACGUUAAAUCCCAUCGGAUCGUGCAUCGUGAUUUGAUCGGAUCCUUUCUGCCAGGCUUCCCAUGAGACAGAGCAUGCAGUAAGGGAGAGAGGUCCUUCCGUUAUGUCCAUACAGCGUAUCCAACGCUACAUCACUCCCCUCGUCUGGACCAGCAAGGAACACUCCCCACAAGAAUCUGUGCCCGGAAUGCAGAGCGUGUGGCGCAGGCAGGCUGUCUCAUUAAAAAUAAACGCGAUAGCUGAUUUAAAGUGGGGGAAACGAAACCCGUGUAUCUGAUGACACAAAAAAGGUAUGUGGCAGGAUUUCUGAAACGCGUAGCGGUCCUUUCGCAUGCAAACUGCGCUUUUGUAAAUGUGGACGACAGACAAUUUCACAAGACUGCGACUGAAAAAGGCCAGCCGCCGAAAGGUUAUUUAUUUAGGUACUCAAAUGACAUCUGAGGACACGCCAUCUCCCAUGCACUCGCCUAUAUACAAAUCCAAGACAUGUGGACAUCGUCACUGUAGAACCACGAAAGCCUAGAAAACAAUACUCAUCGAGGCACAGACAAUGAAGACCGGUGAUCUACCCAAACCGCACAGAAUGCGUCUCUAUCGGAAGCCUCUCUGUAUCCUGCUGCUGGUGGUGACUAUCCCUGUAGUGUUUCUGGUUCUGCUAACCUGGACUCCGAAGCCUUAUAAUGCAGUGGACAUCCGGUACCGAGCCAGGGGGAAGCCAGAAAGCCAGGUGGAGAACGGACUGCGCUUUCUUUCACAGAAGUACGCACACGUGCCCUACACAGUCAAAGAAGAUGUAGUGAGGCUGCUUACAAGUAAUUCGUGCCAGUGUCAAAAUGUAGACAAUCCAAUCAACCUGCCUUUCAUUCAGAAGUACCUCCCACAUGUGUGGGCACACAGCUUUGAGAAUGUCUAUAACGUCUCUGAGCUGGAGGGGGUGAAGAGGAGGCGAUCACAGGAGUAUCAGAGCUUCAUAGAAAGGACGCAGUCUUCUGCAGAUCUGCUCGUUGUUGCCAAAGCAAACAGCCCCCUGGAGUACCCCACCCAGGGGGUCGAGGUGCGCCCUCUCCAAUCCAUCGUCGUACCAGGGUUAAGUUUACAAGCUUCCUCCAGGGAUGAAUACAGGGUCAACUUGACGGCAACGCUGGGGACAUUUAAUGUGGCCGCUGAGGUCCAUGGGGUAAAGGUCCAAGGGGAAGGUGAAAUGCACCUCUCCCUGUCCAGCCCGCAACUCGAAAACCUGAACCGGCAACUGGAGUUCAUCGUUUACACCAACACACGCUUUCACCCCAACACCGCAGAUACAGUGCUUCUCGAUACAGACGGACACCAAGCUUCCUUCACCAUAAAGGUGCGCUACAGGGUCACUCCAAGGCUCUACAACUCUGGAUCUGAAGAAGGGUACAACGUCAGUGCCUUGGUGACAAUCGCCACCAAAACGUUCCUGCGCUACGACAAGCUGCGGGAUCUAAUAGAGAGCAUCCGCAAGUUCUACCCCACUGUCAGCAUCAUCAUCGCAGAUGACAGCGACAAGCCCGAGAAGAUCCAGGGCCCCUUCAUUGAGCAUUACAUCAUGCCCUUCGGAAAGGGCUGGUUUGCUGGGAGGAAUCUGGCUAUAUCGCAGGUCACCACCAAGUACGUGCUGUGGGUGGACGAUGACUUCAUCUUCACGGCCAACACCAAGGUGGAGAAACUGGUGGACGUGCUGGAGAAGACCAGCCUGGACCUGGUAGGGGGCGCUGUGCGGGAGGUCACCGGCUACACCGCUACGUUCCGUCAGAAGAUCAGCGUGGAGUCUGGGGGUGAGGAGGGGGACUGCAUUCACAUCCGCAAGGGCUAUCACCACGACAUCCAGGGCUUCCCAAACUGUGUCAUCACUGACGGGGUCAUCAACUUCUUCUUGGCUCGUACUGACAAGGUGCAGCAGGUGGGCUUCGACCCCAGCCUGGCCAGGGCCGCACAUCUAGAGUUCUUCAUGGACGGCCUGGGUAAGCUCCACGUGGGCUCCUGCAGUGAUGUCAUCGUCGGCCACGCCUCGAAGAUCAAGCUGCCCUGGACCAAGACGGAGAGCGAGAAAACCUACACCAAGUUCCGCUACCCCAGCAGCUCGGACAACGACGUGAAGGCCAAACACACCUUCUUCUACUUCAAGAACCGCCUGAAAUGCAUGACCAUGGACUAGGCACGUGGAAGCCAGGGUUUCACAUUUCAUGGACGCUUAGAAAAAGAAAAGCGUUUUACAGUUUUUUUUUUUUACUGGAAAGUACAAUUGGAAAUCUAAAGAGCGGCGUUAUGUAGUAUCAUUUUGAGGCAGACUACCCUGUACAGUGUGGGUUUUUUUUGUUUCAAUCCAGUGCCAUCAUGACAUGAUUACAGGAUGGUUGGUUUGUCAGACACUCGCAGAUUUUCAGUGUCAAAGUAAGUGUUGCAGGUGUGUAUUAAACUUUCAACCACCUAAGAGGAAGUCUACUAACAGAACGGCAAGAUGUUCCUUGACUGGUAUGGUAGGUUGAGAAUUCAAUACAGUAUAGUGUUUAUUUAAUUCAAUAACUUCAGUGCAUUUUCAUUUGGGACCGACUGCUUUGGGACCCAGUCUUGCAGGAUAAGAAUUGUAGGGGUAAAAUGACUCAUCAAUUUAUACAAGCGAAAAAGCAUAUUAAACCAUUACCAGAAAGUAAGGGUAAUGUGCUGUAUGAGCUACUAACCUGUAGUAGCUUUACUAAGGAUGAUAGCAUGCAGCCCUGAAUGUGUGCUUCACUCCAAUGCUUGUACGGGUACUGCUGUAAUAGCAGUAAAAAUGGGAAUGUGUAAACUAGCCAUAUUCAUGGACUGGCUUGGGUUGUAUUAGUAGUUAAUCAUCUGAUCUCAGUUUGAAACCCUUAAGUAGUGAAUCCAGAAGUACUUAAGUGCCAAACUGUUUUAAUAAGCUUGACUACCCGCUUUGGCCGUCUAGCGAUUGCAGCUUUAUCAGGUGGAAGGAAGGAAGACUGGAAGUGGCAGGAUAGUUACCUAAACCCACCACAAUGGAAACCUUGCAAUGGAUUCUUGCAGUGGACCCGUGCCAAAGCUGUAGUAUUUAAUGGAUUCUUGCAGUGGACCCGUGCCAAAGCUAUAUUUCAGUUUACGCUCAUUUCUUUAUCAGUGUAAAGCUCGAAUUGAUUUUACCAAAUGUUUUUGUGUAAUCAGUGUACAUGGCCAGGGUUCUGCCUAGACUAUAUGGAGGCUUAGCAAUCCACUUCAUGUUUCCUGAGAGACCCAGUUCAGGUCAAGUAAACCAGUGCCAGCAGUCAGACCCAUGCGAAACCUGGGGAGUGAGCUUAGGGAGAAUCCUGGUGUUACUGUUAGGGGUUUGCAUAAAGUCACAAUGACUCUGUACGUUUCCACCUUGGUACGGCAGUAAACAUGUUAACACCCAGGUGAGAAUCGGCUUUUUAAAACACUCCGUGUGGAAGUUAAUUGCCAUUGAGUGGUACUUGGUUGUAAAGGUGAGGGAAGGACAGCUUUUUCUUAUUUUGAAAGGAACACAUUAAGAAAGGAUAUAUUUAAUAUCUGCUGAUUUUAAAUACUUCUGGAAGACAAGUAUGAGUAUCAGCACUCCCCUAGAUACUGUACAAUGAAACCCUGGCAAUAUCUCUUUAACGGGACUGGGAUAAAGUGGUGACCAAUGAGCGGAGCUGACUUGAUCAAGGGUUCGACACUAACCCAGAAGCAGUGUUGAUACAUGCCUGUUUUGCUGUGGAGCUCGAGAAAGGGCACUAGGUAUUGCAUUGAGUACAAUAGCAUACAUUGAUUCUGUUUAUUUUCAGUCAGUACAGUCAGCCACACUGUACAUGUGCAACACAUUCUGUGUGCUAUAUUGUAACAACAUUUCAAUGCUGCACAGCGACUUUCUGAUCCUGUGUUUUAUUUAAGUGCUAUUAAGUGGGGUGGAAAUCUGUUUGUUGUGUGAUUAUGAUAAUAUCCAUCGGUUAUAAUGUGUGCCCAUUGUUAAUGCUUCUGUUUGUUUAAAUGGGUUUGUAUUUUCUGUGUUUCAUAGCUCUUGCAUGAACAAAAUAACUUGAGGUUUUUAAGUUAGAAACGCUGUGUUAAGUCAGAUUUUUAAAGCAUAUUGUUUAGCAUUCACAUAUACUUCUUUUCUGUCUUUUGCAUCAAUUUGCUAUACAGUAAAACCUGUCUAAUCCAGCUCCUCUCCAAACCAGCAUGCUGUAUAAUUCCGCAUCGUUCUGGGGUCUCUAGUGAAACUAAUAGUGCGACCCUCUCUACAAUCCAGAACCUGUUUAUUCAGGAAUCCUGCUUUUGUAAGUCUUGUCUGCCUAAAACCAAUGCAGAUGUGACUGUGCAGUCCUGCCCUAAGUCAUUUAAUUUCUUUAGAAGUAACUAUGUUGUGUAAAUACGCACAUGUCCUGCAGGUGUGGUGCAGUUCAAUCCUUAUUUACAUUAAAGGGAAAGUAAAAAUAUAGAAAAAUCCAACCCUUGAAUUACAGGUUAUACCUGGACAGCACGUGUACUGUAAUACUGUUUUUCAGUGUGUUCAGAUGACUUCAACCUGUUUUUAUUUUUUUAGGUAUGGUAUUAGAUUUUACAAUACUGAGUCGUCCCAAUAAACAGGUUUUACUGUAUUACAGUAUAGCUUUGGACUUGAUUUAUCCCUGACCAUGUUGCCUUUUUAGCUUUGAGAUCAUUUGUCGAAUUGUAAUUUAGUCAGAAAGCUCCAAAAUCUUUUUGUUGUGGCAAUAAUUCUAUGUGGUGCAAUAUGUUAUGACUCCCACAAGAUGGCGCUGUGGGAUAAAUAUAGUCCCAAUUUUAGCACACUUGCCAUGCACUUCAAUGGCAUUCAGAUAAUGCAUCGUUUUUGCAUUGAACUGAACAUUUAUUUGGUUCAUCUGCUGUUCGUUCUUACCUGGCUGAAUGAAAAGGUUGCGUAUCGUUUGAACUUGAAUAGACAUGCACAGUCUCUCUAGCUUUCCAUUGGGGCCACCAGCUCGGUUUACAUUUUGAUCCAAAAAUGUGUCAGUUUUUGUGAGUUGUUUCAAAAGUAGAAGUAGCAAGCGUUACCAGUAAAGGGAGGAAGCUAAUAAUUUAUACCAUUUUUACAGAAUGGCUAAUGGCUUUUGAUACUCAAUACUUUAAUGUGACUCUCAUGGAUUUUAAGUGUUUCUAUAAUGCAGAUAUCAGUACCUACAGUAUCUACCUUUACUAGUUAACUAGACAGCUAGACUUGCCCUGUAAUAGGGCUGAACUGCACAUCUUCUCUGCAAGUAGAAAGUAUUUACCUUUGUUUUUUAAACUGACCUUUGUAUUCGAUUAUGUAUCCUUGAUCAGCUUGUAAGAAAUGUGGUUCCUAGACCUGUAACUUGCAUUAAAUAUCUGUCUGCAUGCUAUUUAGGUGAGGAGCAGUGUAUUGUAUGUGUUUGGAACAGUGAAAUGCCAUUUUCUCAUUGGAUUUGAAUACAUUUUUUAAGAAUUAACCAAUACUUGUUCUAUACAGGAUACUGUUACCUGAUCAUACAGUGCAUAGCAAGCAACCUGCAUAGAAUACACAAAGGGAGUGAGACUGUAUGUUAUAGUCCAAGAAUGGAGAUGGAUUUUAUUUUGUAUUGUUGUCAUGCUUUUUACAGUAGUGUUUUCAUUACAUCAAACAAGCUCUUGGGACUUAAAAUAACUGUGCAAUUCCAUGAACAAUUACUGCUCGCUGGGGAAAGGGUCCCACAGUAUGCUUUUAUUUUUUGUAUAUAUAUUUUUUUGUAUUCUUUUGUAAAUACUAAUUACUUAUGUUUUGUUGGUUUUUAUUUUAUUUCUUCCUGAGGAAGCCCUGGGGGUAAACUGUCUAGGUGUUUCUUUUGAAAAUAUAUAAAAUAGUGUGUGUGUGUGUGUGUGUGUGUGUGUGUGUGUUAUAUAUAUAUAUAUAUAUAAUGGUAACGCUUAAAAAUAGCGGCCACAAAUUCAUAAAGCAUUCCGUCUGAAUACCACCUGAAUAUCUUCUACACUUCCAGAGUUCUGAGGUCAUUCAUUUAGAAUUCAGCCCUGUUAAUUAUGAUUCCCCCUUUCCCUUCCCUCCGUUCCAAAUGGAUUCUCCUGUUUAUUCACUUAUUCAUACACUUCUCUCAGGGGAUUGUGAGAAGUGUUCAUUCAUGCUUGCCUUAUACAUGAGAUCAACAUUAUUCAUUACAAAGGAACAUGCAAUGAAUGCGGAUAAUUAAAUCCACGUGAAUUAACAGGGCUCAAUUCAAAAUGAAUUGCUUCAGAACUCCGAGGAAGUGCACAAGAUAUUCAAGUGGUAUUCAGACAGAAUUCAUUAUGAAUUUGCAGCCAUUAUUUAAAACAUAUGCUGUAUAUAAUGUGUAUAGAGACAUCCAAGCUGUAUCUGUUAAGAUUAGCAGAUGCUGACUUGUGAUAUUAAUAUAAGGUAUGCAGUGCACUGAAAACAUGAGAGACUAAAAUUCUGGUCUGAUUAUUAUAGAAGACUAUCUGAAGUUUGUCAAAACAAACAUGACAACCAAACUGUGUGAUGCACUGAAGCACAAAUAGUUUUGUGUUGCCAGGCAGGCUUCUAAAUCGAGCUAAAUCUUAGAAGUCUGUUAUUCUUCUGAGGCUGUUUUGCUUAUUCAGAUAGGUUUGCUGUAAAAGCAAACGGCUUCCUUUUUGAUUAUCGGAAUUUAAUUCUAGAAUUAGGAUACAGAUUCAUUAUUGCUCCGCGAUCCUUUUAAAAAGUAUCAAAUAACAAACAACUGUGCUGAAUAUCACAGAUUGUUUUGAGCAUUGCAUGUUAACAUUGAAUAACUGCACACGGUGUCUGUUAUCGGGUCAGUUUUUUAAAAGCAGCUAUGAAGGGAGCUCUGCCAUAGUCCAGAUUUAAUUCUCAGGUUCGCCCAUCUCUCAACGAAUCGUGCAGAAUUGCAAAAGAACUGUAGAAGAUUGAGAAAGUUAUAUGAAUGAAUACCGAACCUUGUUUUAUAAAUAAAACCAGGCUUAUGUUAAGGUUAAAAGGUUAUUUGAUUAGCGUUCCCUAUACUUUAUAAUUGAGCUAUUUAUUUUUAUUUUUUGUUGCAGAGGAAGAUGGUACAAACCUACAGUUUGUUUUGGGCAGUAGUUUUUGAAUGGGCUGGAUUGAAUGCAGAUGUUGUGGAAAGACACACAGUCCUGUAUCGUGUAUGUUUCUGAAUAUGUUUGCAUUGAAUUGUGAUGGACCAGGGACAUUUUCAUGUGUAUUUUGCUUCACUGUGUAAAUAAUCAUUGUACUGUACAUCUGUAAGAAUCCGACAAACUAAACCCUGCUCUGUAGAUUAUCAGUUUAUACAAAAGCCAUUCAUCGAAAAUAAAACAAGAUUUUCUUUUGUA